CAAUUACUUUCUUCGAGGCAGAACGUUCUCAAUAUGGCUGCUACUGUAUAGUAAAGGCUCCAAAAUAGGUGCAUUUGUAACCUAGAGAAAAACACAAUUCUGAAAGGAAAUCUGCAACGACCUGAAAAUAACCAAGGACCUCUACGUGAAUGUUGUGAAGAGGAUCCAUGUGUCGCACCUGAGCAAUAUUUAAUCCUCAAAACAAAAACCCCAGACUCUAGAGUUCCCUGCUUCACCCUGCUGGUCCCUGUAGGUGUGGACGGGCCUCCUGUCACACUGGCAGAGGAGGCGGGGCAGGAGGUGCUGCCAGGUGGGUGACCAAGGCUGCACCCACCUGCCUUCUCCAUCUUCCUCCGUUCGUACCUGAACCACUUGAUUUACAACUUUCUCAGGAGGUGGGCUGAGAGGGAUCCAGCCAAGAGCCUCAAGCAUCUGACAGGGCUCUGCCAGGUGGCGUUGGCUGGUUGAGGAGCAGAGCAUGUUGAGUGGCUGUAGUUGCCAUGGAGCCGCAGGAUAAGAAGCAGGAGGGGGAUGCUGUGACCCUGGGCCUGUCCACUGUCCAGGCUCUGGUGAAGCUCCGGGACCAGCUCAGCAACCUGCUGGAGCAACACCAGAGGGCUACACACAGACGAGCGUCUGUGCAGGAACAGUGGGUGAAUAGCUUCCUUUACCAUGGCAACCGUCACUCCUGCCUUCAUUGGCCAGGAGCUGCUCUCACUCUACUGGUGGUGCUGGGACUCUUCUGUUGCCAUGGUAGCCAGCCAAAGGGCAGUUCUGGUAUAGAGCUGGUGAAUGCUGCUGCCCUCCUUCUCCUCUUCCUGCUGAACCUGCUGCUGGUUGGACGUCAGGAGAGGCUUAAGAGGAGUGAGAUGGUCCGACGCCUCAAGGGCAUUAUAACACAGCUCAGUGACUAUCUGUUAGGGUGUGUGGGUGAAGUGCGGUGGUCUCAGUCAUUGUACCCUGACCUGUACACACCCUCGUCCCCGUCGUGGUCCCUUCACUGGACCUACCGUGACUCCCAGCUGGUUAAUCUGCCUGUUAGUCUGCUGGUGGAAGGAGACAUCAUCGCUCUGAGACCUGGUCAGGAGGCAUUUGCAUCACUUCGAGGCAUUAAGGAUGAUGAGCACAUUGUGUUGGAGCCAGGAGAUUUAUUCCCCCCAUUCUCCCCUCCCCCUUCCCCACGAGCCAAUGAAAAGAGAGGACCCCAGAACCCCCAGCAACACCGCCUCUUCAGAGUGGUCAGAACUCCAGUAUUGGACAUAGUCAGGAACAGUUUGGAGUUGGCACUGUCUCGGCCAAUCACAGUACUAGAUAAUGAGAGGUUUACAGUGCAGUCAGUCAUCACCAAGCUUGUCUGUCCUGUGGUGGUGGUGGCGUUCCUGCUAGUGAACACUAUCCGCUAUUUUUGUAAGGCACCCAACCUCACCCCUGCCUGCUACAAUUUUUUUCAACUUCAGUUGAUGGGUGUUUUAGCCAUCUUGCCCCUGCUUUUCCCUGUCAUGUGGGUGCUGGUGAACGCCUUUGGAGAGGCCAGGGUCCUCGCAGAGUUCAGCCGGGUGUCACCAGCUGGUCUGCUUGCUAAGUUCUCUGAGGACACUCUAAGCAGCUACACCGAAGUGGUUUCCUCCCAGGAAAUGCUGCGUUGUGUGUGGCGACACCUGAUUGGCGUCUUAAAGGGAGAGUCUCAGACACUCUGCUACACUUCCAGCCUUUUACACACUCUCGGAUCUGUCACCGUGCUGUGUUGUGUGGACAAACAGGGUAUCCUGUCAUGGCCUAAUCCUAGUCCAGAGACCGUGCUGUUCUUCAGUGGACGGGUCGAACCACCUCACAACAGCCAGGAUGAUCUCAGAGAUGACCUGUCUGUCAACUCCUACUGCCGAAUGGAGACAGAUGAUGACAGAGAUGAGGCCCAGGAGGUGCAGGCUCUGCUCUGUCUCCCAGCAGAGUCCUCCACCCAGCCGGGGGAGGGGCCCGAGCUGAGCGAGACCUCACAUGACACUGUUCGCUCAUCUGACACGCUCCGGCUUCGGUGCUCCUGCCAGCCUGCACACAGUCGCACCAAACAUCACUCCGGAUCCAACGUGAGCUUCAGCCACGACACUGAGGGAGGCGAGGACGACCAGGCCCAGGACUUUGCCAUGGGCUGUCCAGAGCUGGAGGCUGAGGAUUUUGUAUGUGACUACCACCUGGAGAUGCUGAGCCUGUCACAGGACCAGCAAAAUCCAGCCAGCAUCCAGUUUGAUGACCUUUCAUGGCAGUGUCAUCUGCCCUCCCUCAAACCACUGGGCCUCAACAUCAUGCUGAACCUCUGUAAUGCCAGCGUUACCCAGCAGCUCUGCCGCUUCUCUGACCACCUUUCCAACCUCGCUCUGCAGGAGAGCCACGGCACUGUACUGCCUGUCUACGUACCCUGGGGGCUCUGUGAGCUCUCCAGGCUCAUAGGGUUCACGCCUGGUGCAAGAGAGCUGUUUAAGCAGGAGAACCACUUGGCUCUGUACCAGCUGCCAUCUGGAGAGAAAACCAAGGAGCUCACCUCCCGCCACCUUCAUUACUUCAUCAAACGCCAACCUCCUAUGUCCCACCUUAUCUCUCUGUUUGUACGAGACUCCUCCUCCAAUAACAUCCAGAUGCUGUCACACGGCUCGGCUGACCUUAUCCUGGAGGCCUGCACCGAUUUCUGGGAUGGAACUGAUAUCUACCCCCUAUCAGGCUCAGACAGAAAGAAGGUUCUGGACUUCUACCAGCGUGCCUGUCUGUCAGGAUACUGCUCAGCCUUUGCCUACAAACCCAUGCAAGUAUCGUUAUCCAGCCAACUGAAUGGGAAGUGUGUAGAGCUGGCCCCUGGUCCAUGCCUCUUCUCUGGAGUGGAGCUACCUUCCACCACUCCCAUCAAACACAACUCCUGUAGGAACAGCUGGAGCUCAGAUGAGGGUAUAGGUGAGGGGGUAGAGCGUGAAGACUGUGUCCAGGCCUUGAGUGGGCAGAUCUUCAUGGGAAUGGUGUCGUCCCAGUUCCAGGCGAGGCUGGACACAGUCCGUCUUAUCGAUGCCCUGGUCACAGCUUGCAUCCGCUUUGUUUACUUUUCUAUGGAGGACGAGCUCCGCAGCAAGGUUUUUGCUGAGAAGAUGGGUUUAGAGACAGGCUGGAACUGCCACAUUUCUCUGACUCCAAACGGAGACAGUCCCUGUGAUGGAGCUCCAUCCAGCCCCAGUCAUGGCUCCAUGCAUGAAGACCUGAACCAAGAUUCUCGGGAUGAAGCAGAAGGUCCAUUGCUGCCGGAGGAGGAAGCCCACUCUGACCUAGCCAGUUUCCAGCCCACAGACAGCGAUGUUCCCAGCUUCCUGGAGGACUGCAACAGGGCAAAGCUACCUCGUGGUAUCCACCAGGUCCGUCCUCAUUUGAAGAACAUUGAUAAUGUGCCUCUUCUGGUGCCACUCUUCACUGACUGCACCCCUGACACCAUGUGUGAGAUGAUGAAGAUCAUGCAGGAGAACAGGGAGGUUACAUGCUGUCUGGGAAGUGCUGCCAAUUUCCGCAACAGCCGCCUGUUCCUACAGAGUGACCUCAGCAUCGCUCUGGACCCUCUGUACCCAUCUCAGUGUUCAUGGGAGACAUUUGGCUAUGCCACCGGUGGAGGCUUUAAUGGAGAAGUUGAAGGUCUGUCUCCUCUGAGGCUCUCGGGACAGCUCAACAGUCUGGGCUGCUCUGUCACCUUCCACCAAGGAGAGAGCGUCAGCAUGGUCAAGCUAAUAGAGCAGGCACGACACACAACCUAUGGCAUCCGCAAAUGCUUCCUCUUCCUGCUGCAGUGCCAGCUCAGUCUGGUCAUCAUCCAGUUCUUGGCCUGUCUGGCUCAGCUUCCUCCUCCAAUGAACACCACUGACAUCCUCUGGCUGUCCUGCUUCAGUUGCCCACUUCUAAGUGUGUCACUUUUGGGGAAGCCUCCAGACAGUUCAGUCAUGGCAGUUGCCACAGGAAAGAACCUCGAUGCCAUUCCAAGAAAGACCCAGAACUACUUCCUUGGCUGUUUCCUGUUGAAGUUUGGUCUGACAAUGUGUGCCUACCUGUUGGCCUUUGGGUUUACACUGGAGCAGGUCUGCUUCAUUAGCAGAAACUCCACCUUAACUAACAACACCUGCCUAUUCAUACCCAGCUCUUCAGACGAGGCUCCGCAGUGGUUCAGUGAGUUGUCAAAUGGCCUACUGCUGACUCAGAAGGUCAUGGCAGGAUUCCUUGUCUUACACACAGUGGUGAUCUCCCUCAGUUACGUCCACCGCUCUCAGCCUCUGUGGAGAAAGAGUCCAUUCAGCAAUACCUGGUGGUGUCUCACUGUACCUGUGGUUCUGCUCAGCCAGAUUGUUCAGGCCUCAGUAGAUUACCAGUUGUGGCGUGACCAGGCCAGCCUCCUGACCUUUAACCUGGGUGACAUACCGCUGCUAGCUUGGUUGCUGGUCUCUCUGUCCCCACUGCUGGUGGUGGUGGUCAAUGAAGUGGUGAAGCUACACGAGAUACGCGUACGAGUUCGCUACCAGAAGAGACAGAAGCUGCAGUUUGAAACAAAGCUGGGAAUGAACUCUCCAUUCUGAUGCCUUCCCUCUGAUGACGUUGGUGUCCAGGCAGUACUGGGAGCCAGUCAGACCCUUCUGGAAAAACCAGGGUGCAGACACUGUAGUGCCCUACUUCAGCCCAACAGCACUGCAAUCAUCAGGUGGAGCGGAUAUCAACCAAAUUUUACGGUGGGAGCUUCAUGGCACAAGCUCCUGUCAUUUAUCUGAAGGGCAGGGAAAAGAAAAUUCCAAAGCAUUCAUUUCCACUGAAUAGAAAAGAGCCAAAAAUAGAUAACUAUUUAUUGUUCAGUUUUAGUUAGUUUUAAAGGCAUGAGGAAUGUUUCUGAAGAAGUUUAUGCUUCCUCACUAUCACUUCUGUUCUCCAUCUCUUAAAGUCCUGUGAAUGGUUGCUCUCAUCUCUAAGAAUGCUCCAGAUUCCAAAAAAUCCACUAAAAGCUUCUUCACUUUGAAGAGAUUUUGUUGUGAAGUUCAUUUUAGUGUCAUUCAGUUUGACACAUUGCAUUGUGGCAUAUCAUGAGACCAGUCCAGCCUUCAUUCGUUUUAACAUAGAAUCAAAGUUUUUAUUUGAAAGAAAAGCACAUAAGGUUAAAAAGAAAGGUUACCAGUAACUACGGA
Lates calcarifer (barramundi perch) is the source of this 5186-nucleotide messenger RNA. RefSeq names its product transmembrane protein 94 (gene tmem94). NCBI's taxonomy places the organism in Eukaryota, Metazoa, Chordata, Actinopteri, Centropomidae. The record is from RefSeq and is a predicted model, not a curated record.